This is a messenger RNA of Theileria annulata, 2058 nucleotides long. Its product is annotated as putative RING-finger-like protein. The transcript is spliced from 3 exons. Gene Ontology annotation, cellular component: nucleus; HULC complex. Gene Ontology annotation, molecular function: metal ion binding; ubiquitin protein ligase activity. The coding region runs from base 1 to 2058 and encodes 685 amino acids. The record is from RefSeq and is a predicted model, not a curated record. NCBI's taxonomy places the organism in Eukaryota, Apicomplexa, Aconoidasida, Piroplasmida, Theileriidae.
AUGGGUUUGAAGAAACGCACGAAAGCCGAUGUGUCCACCCCGGACAAAGAUUUGCCACUAAACAAUAUAAGUCUCUACGAACAAAAUAAUCAUCAACUUUACAAGACUCUGGAACAAUAUCGCAAAGAGAACGAGUCACUAAAUCGCAACAACGCACUCCUCUCAAGGAAAAAUGACCUUCUGGAAUGUUUGGUGUCAUCAGUGUCCUCACUGUGGGAUUGCUUGAACUCAGAUGUCGAUGUGCUCAUAUCCCAACAAGUACCGGAAAAUAAAUUUUUGGAGCCGGAAGAAAAGGAGAAGAAAGUGGAUUCAAAUGGUAGAACUCCAAGCGAAUUCUGGGAAAAAAUGAUCAACACGAAGUUCCCAUUCAUAUCACCGAGCGAUUCUGACGGAGAUGUCGAUUUGAAUGAAUUAAAGUGUAUUUUUGAGAGUGAAGAAUUUUUAAUUUUGCCUGAACACCAUGAUGAAUCAGAGUGGAAUGAAGCUAAAGAAUCCUUUUUGGAUUCGAAAAUACACCUUUUUGAAUCCAAGAAGAACGCUCUUCUUAGAUCCCUGAAAAACAAUAGUAAUAAAUUUAGAACAGCAGAUUUAGGUUCCUUAAACAUUUUAAAGUACAAUUGUCUUAAUUACUGUAAGUUAUUUUUCAUAAUGUAUAAUCGAAUCGAGAUCUCAAGACUUAAUAAGCAAAACGCCUUUUUAAAAUUUGAGUUGAGGACUUUCGCAGGACAUGAUGGCAAGAAGGAGCCUGAGCUUCCAUCUUCCAGUGAUUCUGAUGCAGAGACUGUUAAGAUGGUUGAGAAUGUAGAGGAGGUUACCGAGGAGAUGGUUCUCGGUUCUUCUCUCUACUCUAGAUUAUUCAAUUAUGCAAAGAACAUGGAUAAAGAAAUUUGUAGACUGGAGUCAGAUAAUUCUGAACUAAGGAAUAAGAUUUCUAGCCUCACUGAGGGUCCUUCGAAUCAGAUGAUGAAGCUGAAGGCUGAUUUUGAUACUUUCAUUGGUGACAUGAGUGAGAAGGUUUCUUCAUUUGAGUCUGAGUAUUCAAAGGAUUCUAGGGAGCUUGCGGCUCUAAAGGAGAGUUUUAACUUUGUUUCUGAGGAGCUUGAGCAGUACAAGAAUGAGCGUGAGAAGAUGGUUGUGGAGUUGAAGAGCCUUGAAAGCAAGAUGACUAAACUUCUACGUCAAAACGCCUCAAUUUGCAAAUCUAUGUGUUCUCCAUCUGACAGUUUUUGUAAUACUGAGGCUGGCACUGAAAAUGCUACCGAGGUUGGUACUGAGAAUACUACUGAGAGUGCCACUAACACUGCUACUGAGAAAGCAACUCACAACUCAACAUCGUCCGAUAAGAUUCCCGAACCCAAUCCGUCCUCUUCUUACGGAAGUGAGCUUGAUUUUUACAAGGAGCACCUUCUCAACAUCAGUGAGGAGCUGGAAGAUGUGAGCUGCGCCUUCGAGAAGAAGCAGCGGAUGUGCGACGACUUGAUGCGCCAAGUAAACGAGUCUUCCGAGACUCGGAAGAACUUGGAAAGACUUCAGGACUCACAUAACAGCUUGGUUGACCGCUUCAACCGACUUGUUGACGUGACCAACAGCAAGGUUUCUGUAAACUCUAAAAAUUCUGAGAUUCUCGAAUCCAUGGUUCAGGACUACAAGCGCAGUUGGACCUGUGCUUUCAAUCGCGGCGUUUAUUUACAGCACCAGCGUGACGUCGCUGUUUCUGCCGUUUGUGAGCUUCAGUCUCAGUACCGUAAGAGUUGUCGUUCUCAGAAGGCUCUUCAGGACUACUUGGCUUCUGUCCGCACUGGCUUCACUCGUUCUUCAAGUCUUGAAUCCACUUUGGGUGAGGUUGAGAACGUCAUUGAGCAGGAGAAUGCCAUUCUUCGUCGCAGGAUGACUUGCACUGUUUGUUCUGAGAAUUUCAGGGACCACGUCAUCACCAAGUGCGGCCAUGUUUUCUGUCACCACUGUCUUUCCAACAACAUAAAGUCUCGCAAUCGCAAGUGUCCUCAGUGCAAGAUAACUUUCGACAAGAACGACACUCAGCGGAUUUUCCUAGAUUAA